AUGGGCAACAACCCUUCCAAAGGCCCGGUCGGCGACGCGCCUCCGGCCCAUGCUGGCCACCACUCAGGCGAGCGGAAAGUCACCCGUCGGCCUUCUCUGAAUGCGAUCUCAAACAACAAGGCCACCGCGGCCGAUCCCUCCGCCACUAAGGAGACUGCCGCCGGGCACUCGGCAACAUACCAAGGAUCCCUCCAACAACGCCUCCAGACCCGAAAUAUCCCUGAAAGCUCUCCCAAGGAUAUAGAAAGACCAGAGAGACACGAUGCACGGAGACCGGAGCCUUCUCAAAGCAAAGAUAUCCCAAUCCGGGACCACUCCAACCCGGUCCAAGUCCCGAGUGCCCGCCAUGUCCCAGGGCGCGACCCUGUGGCACCAUCUGCCCCGCCCCUCAACUCAUACUAUAGCGCAUCUGCACAUCUGCAACGUCCACCGCGGUUGCCAUUGCCAAUUGGUGAUGCUAAUACUACACCCGGAUCGCCGAUGGGCCCAGAGGACUCGCAUAUCCAGUCGCUUCCUACAGACCAGCUUCUGGAUGACCAACUCGAUCAGAACAAUACGGCUUUGGGUAAUACAACAAUUGAAGAGGAAGAAUUGAUUGAUGAGCUCCAGCCAUACACUAUCAGUGGAGUGGGCAAGGCUGUCCCGGUGGUUAUCGAAUGGACUGCGCCUGCUCAAAAGGUCUAUGUUACAGGAACUUUCGUCAACUGGGAGAAGAAGUUCCGCCUACACAGAAGUGAAAAUAAUCCGUCCGUUAUGUCCACGACGUUGAACCUCCGACCUGGCACGCACCACUUGAAGUUCAUUGUUGAUGGAGAAAUGCGCGCAGCAGAUAGUCUCCCAACCGCCGUGGACUUUACUAACCAUUUGGUCAACUACAUUGAGAUCAGCGCUGAUGAUGCUCAUGACAGGGACCCCGGCGUUCAGCCUGGAGCCCACCCCCCUCAGACGGUGCCGGAUUCAUCUAAGCAAGACCAAUCAAAAGGACCCGAGGAUGACCCUCCGCAGAAGGAUGAAUCUGAAGAAGAAGAGGUGCCACCCGGUGACUUUGGCAAUGCCAUCCCUCAAUUCCUUGCCGAUCUGGACAAGGAAGAAGAGGACCCAGCCUAUGUGCAAGCUGCCAAUGUCAUUGGGGACACGGCUACCCCGCCUAGUCUGCCUCUCUUUUUGGGUAAAUCAAUUCUCAACGGCACGACUCCCAUGAAAGACGAUAGCAGUGUUCUCAAUUAUCCUAAUCACACGGUCCUGAACCACCUUGCUACAAGCAGUAUCAAGAAUGGUGUUCUGGCUACUAGUGUGACGACGAGAUACAAAAGAAAAUAUGUUACGACUAUCUUGUACAAACCGACUGGUGAUAUAACAGAUUGA
Molecule: messenger RNA, 1365 nt
Organism: Penicillium antarcticum
Lineage: Eukaryota; Fungi; Ascomycota; Eurotiomycetes; Eurotiales; Aspergillaceae
Product: putative Snf1 kinase complex beta-subunit Gal83
Exons: 3
Coding region: 1-1365 (454 amino acids)
Biological process (GO): signal transduction
Cellular component (GO): cytoplasm; nucleotide-activated protein kinase complex; nucleus
Molecular function (GO): protein kinase binding
Source: RefSeq, a predicted model, not a curated record